CGUGCGGGGGCGGGGCGGGCCCUGCGCGUGACUGGGAGGGCCGCCGCUCCGCGUCGCGCUCAGGAGCUAAAAUACUAGUUUGAACUGGAAGCAGCUGGCUGAAAAUAGAAGUAUUUGGACACCUUUGAACUGCAAAAGAGGGGGUAACUGCAAGCCUGAAACAUGCACCCCUUUAAUAGGACUUGGCUGGAGAAAAGUGCCUUGGAGAUUUCCUAGGACAGCAGAAUAGGAUUCUGUCGAAGCUGUCUAGUCCGCUUGGAUUUCUUGGAAGGAUCUUUGUUUUGUUGAGAUUCAGAAGAUCUCUUGUCUGUGAUAAGGAAACUUAAAACUAUACUUCUCUGCUUAAGCUGUUCAAGAGAUCCUCAGGCCUGGGAAGAAGGAAGCGUCUGACACCUUCACUCAGGUUCAGCAAGUGUCCAAUAGAAACACCUAAAAUAAAGGUUACUAGAUGUCAUCUCGUUGGAUUGGUGAAAUCAAGGGAGAGAAUAUCUGCCAUUGCUGCUGGAAAGAGAGAUGGCCGAGCAGUUUUUAGUGGAGAGGAAAACUCAUGUGUGGAGCAUGAGGCAGAUUUAAGACAGACUGAAAUAAAUGGCCACUUCGGUCUCAGCAGGGACCAAGGCAGUCUCUUGGUGGAAUUAUUUUUUCCUUUAUGAUGGCUCAAAGGUAAAGGAAGAAGGAGACCCAACAAGAGCCGGCAUUUGCUAUUUCUAUCCUCCUCAGACUGCGCUUGACCAGCAGGAGUUCCUCUGUGGACAUAUUGCCGGAGUUGUCCGCUGUGUUUUUGAAAUUUCUGAUUCUCCUCCCAGUCUUGUUCGUCUGAGGAAAUUGAAAUUUGCCAUAAAGGUCGAUGGAGAUUACCUUUGGGCGCUGGGCUGCACGAUAGAGCUUCCUGAUGUCAGAUGCAAGGAAUUCCUGGAUCAGCUGAUUGGAUUCUUUAGUUUUUAUAAUGGACCCAUUUCUCUGGCUUACAAGAGCCAUCCUCAAGAAGAGCUGAACAGAGAGUGGGACAGUUUCAUCAACUAUGUCCUGCAAAACACCAGUGAGCUGCACAGAAUAUUCAAUUCCCUUUGGAAUUUGGACAAAACUAAGGUGGAGCCCCUCCUCUUACUAAAAGCAGCUCUCAUCCUGCAAACCUGCCAGCGAUUUCCUCACAUUCUGGCUGGCUGCAUCCUCUACCAGGGACUGAUUGUUAGUACCCAGCUGCCACCUUCCCUCACUGCCAAGGUCCUCCUCCAUGGAGCGUCAUCUCCUAACAAGAGUCUGCCUACAGGAGGGGACGCCCUUCAGGACGGCGUCCCAGGAUCUGUGCUGCCAGCAGAUGUCCAGAUCACCCCAGUUUUCCUAACAGAAGAGGAAGCUGUCAGUCUUCGUGACUUCCCAGUGGAAUGGAUGACAAGGUCUCCCACGUCUCUGGCCAGAGACAGAGAGAAAUCGCAGCCACCUGCUCCCAGAUGCCGGAGCUCUUUGGGGUCUGGAGAAGUCGACCGCCUGAAUGAGGAUUACCUGGCCGUGGAAGCCACAGCCGCCCUCGGGAGGGACGCGGUUUGUCCAAAUGGCUCCCGAGAAGCAUGUGAGGGGGCCGGACAUCCGUGUGGCCAUCCCUCAGAGAGCGUCAGACCACUAAGCCCUGCCAACAGCCAGGGGCCCGGCCCGGGCCCAGCCAAGGAGCCCGCUCUGCUCCCAAGCCUGGAGAGGUCCUUCCCCUUCCCCUCUGCACUCCCCAUUCCUGGAGAUAAGGAAAUGGAGACGUCCUCCGUGCAUUUUGUCUUCCCAAGUGUUUGUGCCUCUGAUGGCAGAAAUCCAGGCCAGGAGAACACUGGCAGUCUGGACUCGGCUCCUGCAGAACCCUGGUCCCUCACUGGAGCCCCCAGGACGUUCCCUCGCUGCCCCCCUGAGGGGCUCCCACAGCCCCCUGUGCCAGGACUCGGGGAGGACCUUGCAGGGAGCGGCCGCCCGUUCUGCAUGCCUGGAGGGGGCCCUGCUCCCGAUGGGCCGGGCUGCCCACCAUCAUCGCCCAGAGCCUGGGAUGGACAGCAGCGAGCUGAAGCCCAGGGCUCCGGUCACUCCGUAGAUGGGACUGGCCCUCAGGAGUCGAGCCCUUCUGGUUCCCUGGGGCCUCAGGAUGGCUUGGGCUUCCCUUGGAGGGGCUCUGAGUCUGCACUAGUGAAGAUGCAUCUGUACACCCACAGUGUGAAAGGGCUGGUCCUGUCCCUGCUGGCUGAAGAGCCACUCCUGGAGGAUGGGGCCAUCAUCGAGGACGUGUAUCACAGCAGCCUGGCUUCACUGAAUGGGCUCGAGGUUCACCUGAAGGAGACCCUGCCCAAGGAGGAGUCCCCCAUGGCCCGCACGCCGUACAGCUUUCUGCACUAUGACAGCGUUCAGAACGUGCUCACUGCCAACCUGCCCCCAGCCCCCACCUCCCAGGACCGACACCUUCUCCGGGCCGUCCGGCUGAUUCACUCGGACUUCAGCCAGCUGCCGACUUUGUAUGAGAUGACUGUCAGAAACGCCUCCACUGCAGUGUAUGCCUGCUGCAGCCCCGUCCAGGAAACCUACUUCCAGCAGCUGGCCUCCCCUGCCCGGAGCUCCGGUUUCCCCAGCCUCCAGGAUGGCACCUUUGCCCUCCCGGGCAAGGCCAGGCAGAAGCUGCUCAAGCAUGGGGUGAACCUUCUCUGAGCCCGAUAGCCUGCGGGGGCCGAGGCCGAGCUCCAGCCGUCCCCUCCAGAGCCAGCCCCAAGCUCCUGCCCCAUCCUGAGGAAACACGCCUGUUUGUGGGGUUGGGGGGAGAAGGACCAGCCUCUCUUUGUGCUGGGGACCAAGGGCGUUGGGGGAAGAGCUUCCUGUAUUUGUCAGGAUGGAGUCAGUCCCCAGUCACAGGAGGAGGCUGGCUGCCUCACCAUUGGUGCCUUGGCCAUUUGCUGCCACCGUUCCCUGCCCAGUUUUGAUUAUUCUGCGGCGGGGGCAGCAUGGCCUCCUUUGUAUGCCCUCCUUUGCGUGCCUUGCUGUCGGGCCAGAGCUUCCUCUCACCUAUUGGGUGUGAUCGUAAAAGCUGGAGAUGGUGAUUUAUUUUUAACGAGAUAAGAUUUUAACGAGAUAAGAUAUAUGCUGCCCCUUGAGAGACACACACUUAGUCCUGGCGAGUUGCUCUUGCUUGGGAUAUUUUGGGGGCCUCUCCAGGGAAUAGCCUCCUGAACCCACAGCUCGCUCUUUGGAGGCUCCCCAGGAGGGGCAGAUUCCUGUGUUGGGAGGACACAGAUUUGGUUUUUGGAAACAGCCAUAAGCCACGUGGAGCCGCCACCAAAGUGCAAAGUGGGGGAAUCGAGCUGCUUCUGCUAGAGAGCAGUCACAAGUCAUGAAGUCGGUAGCACCGCUGGGUUUCUUAGGUGCCUACAUUAGGUAGAAACAGCCUCCCUUCCACUCCCCUCUCAUCACCCCAAGCCCCAAAUAUGUGGCACAAGGCAAUAGUGUUAAGCAUGGAGCCUUUGUGAAGGGGCUGGGAAGCAUCUGGGUGGUCUAAAGGGGGCAUGUGUUAGACCACCAGCCUCGGGCCUUUCCAGCACCAGGUGCCUCAUCAGAGAAACCAAACAGCCACCAAAGGCACGGCUCGGUCUCUUCCAGCAGCAGUUGGGAUUCCUCUUUAUUAAUUGAGCCAUUAAAAAUGGGGAAGUAGUAAACUGAUGCCUUAACUUGGAGGAAGUGAUGCGAUGUGUAUUGUUUGUGAACAAGUUUCUACACCUAUGAGUGGACAGUUUAAAAUGUUCCUAUAUCCCUCACCCUGAACAGCAACAUUCUAACCAAGUACAUGAAUCAACAUGUGUCAGUAAACAUGUUUUGUGGCCACUUCCUA
Sarcophilus harrisii (Tasmanian devil) is the source of this 3847-nucleotide messenger RNA. It is a transcript of the gene HPS4, whose product is annotated as HPS4 biogenesis of lysosomal organelles complex 3 subunit 2. Bases 589 to 2676 code for a protein of 695 amino acids. Gene Ontology annotation, biological process: vesicle-mediated transport. NCBI's taxonomy places the organism in Eukaryota, Metazoa, Chordata, Mammalia, Dasyuromorphia, Dasyuridae. The record is from RefSeq and is a predicted model, not a curated record. The transcript has 14 exons.